AUGGUGGUUUCUCAGCACUGGUUCAACACCCCACACUGGGUUCCACCUGCCUCCCAUAUUUCUAUGACACCACAGUGCUCCCAAACUGAAAAGGAGCUCAUGAAAGAUGACAAGCAAGAUGAAGAAGAGAAAGACAAAGAUGACAAGAAAGAGGACAAAGAUUACAACCAAAAGAACAUGAAAAAAAUAUCCUGUUUCAAUGAACUCCAAACAGAUUACACCAUGCUAUGGGUAGCACUGGACUAUACUUCAGAUGUUAUCUACUACAUUGACACUUUUAUAAGAUCCAGAACAGGAUUUCUGGAACAAGGACUGCUGGUCAAAGAUUCAAAGAUGCUUUGGGAACGCUACAAAAAGACACCCCAAUUUAAAUGUGACCUGAUAAGCAUGAUACCAACAGAUAUAUUGAUGUUACAAUUUGGCAUUAACAGCCCAGAGCUUAGAUUCAAUCGCCUUUUCAAGUUGGCUCGUCUAUUUGAGUUUUUUUACCAGACUGAGACAAGGACCAACCUUCCUAAUACAUUUAGAAUUGGCAACCUUGUACUCUAUAUUUUAAUUAUCAUUCAUUGGAAUGCCUGCAUUUUUUUUGCUAUCUCCAAAACACUUGGCUUUGGGACUGAUACCUGGGUCUACCCUAACAUUAGCGAGCCUAAGUAUGCCCGUCUGUCUAGGAAGUAUACCUAUUGCCUGUACUGGUCCACACUCACCCUUACCACUAUUGGACAAACCCCACAACCUGCUAGAGAUAUCGAGUAUUUGUUUGUGGUUGCUGAUUUUCUCACCGGUGUGCUAAUUUUUGCAACUAUCGUUGGUAAUGUUGGUGCCAUGAUAUCCAACAUGAAUGCUUCACGUGCUCAAUUUCAAGCCAAGAUUGACUUAAUUAAACAGUAUUUGCAGUUUCGGAAGGUCAAUAAAGAUCUGGAGGUCCGUGUUGUCAAGUGGUUUGACUACCUUUGGAGAACAGACAAGACUGGUAAUGAAAAGGAAGUUCUUAAAUACCUACCAGAUAAACUAAAGGCAGAGAUUGCCAUCAGUGUGCAUUUGGAAACACUGAGGAAGGUGCGUAUUUUUCAGGAUUGUGAGGCGGGACUUCUUAUCGAGCUAGUGCUCAAGCUUCAGCCGCAGGUCUUCGGUCCUGGAGACUAUGUCUGCAAGAAGGGUGACAUUGGUCGUGAAAUGUAUAUUAUCAAAGACGGUAAUCUGGCGGUAGUAGCUGAUGAUGGUAUAACACAAUUUGUUGUACUGAGUGAUGGUGCAUAUUUUGGUGAGAUCAGUAUCUUAGGCAUCAAGGGCAGUAAAGCAGGGAAUCGUAGGACUGCCAACAUUCGUAGUGUGGGUUACUCUGACCUCUUCGCCCUCUCAAAAGAUGACCUCAUGGAGGCCUUGAUUGAAUAUCCAGAAGCCAAGACCAUUCUGGAAGAAAAAGGUAAGGCCAUUUUGAUGAAGGAUAGCUUGAUUGAUGAGACAGUAGCCAACCAAUCAGAUGCCAAAGAAAUUGAAGACAAGGUGACUGUAAUGGAAACUAAUCUAGAGAUGAUGCAAACCAAAUUAACACACAUAUCAGCACAGUGGGCAGCCAGCAGGGCUAGAGUCAAGCAAAAGAUCAUCAAUAUGGAGGAUAGAGUUAAAGCAUCCUCGUUGCAUGAACAAACAGAGAAAUGUGUGAUUGCUUUCUAAUAAGGUACAGUAGGUACAUAUCAAUGUACAAUGUACAAAUAAUGGGUGACUUUAAUUGACUUUAUUUAAUGAUCCUGAUUUUUUCUCCUUUUGAUGUUGUAUUAUUGGGCAGUCCUUGUUUGAAAUUAACCAUAAAGGUUGAAGUAACUUUUAGCAAAACUAUACAUUGUUAUCUGAAUUGCUCUUUGAGCCCGAGCCACCUUUGAAUGUGAACCUUGUUGUGUGUUGUAUAGACUAAUGCUUAUUCAAAGACUUUGAAGGCUUUACCAACUACCUUCAGCAGAAUUGCUGAAUCACUUAA
Molecule: messenger RNA, 1978 nt
Organism: Tachysurus fulvidraco (yellow catfish)
Lineage: Eukaryota; Metazoa; Chordata; Actinopteri; Siluriformes; Bagridae
Product: cyclic nucleotide-gated channel cone photoreceptor subunit alpha
Exons: 4
Coding region: 1-1677 (558 amino acids)
Biological process (GO): monoatomic cation transmembrane transport
Cellular component (GO): intracellular cyclic nucleotide activated cation channel complex; plasma membrane
Molecular function (GO): intracellularly cGMP-activated cation channel activity; intracellularly cAMP-activated cation channel activity; protein-containing complex binding
Source: RefSeq, a predicted model, not a curated record